Heterobilharzia americana is the source of this 1446-nucleotide messenger RNA. The record is from the annotation of a GenBank genome assembly. NCBI's taxonomy places the organism in Eukaryota, Metazoa, Platyhelminthes, Trematoda, Strigeidida, Schistosomatidae.
AUGUUUACUUACGAGAAGUGGCAAUCCCAUAUAAUAAAGCAUCAGCAAAAGACAAUUAUAUACCUAUCAAACUUCUUUACUUAUUUCCCUACAACAACAACAACAACAACAACAACUACUACUACUACUACUACUACUACUACUACUACUACUACUACUACUACUACUACUACUACUACUACUACUACUACUACUACUACUACUACUACUACUACUACUACUACUACUACUACUACUACUACUACUACUACUACUACUACUACUACUACUACUACUACUACUACUACUACUACUACUACUACUACUACUACUACUACUACUACUACUACUACUACUACUACUACUACUACUACUACUACUACUACUACUACUACUACUACUACUACUACUACUACUACUACUACUACUACUACUACUACUACUACUACUACUACUACUACUACUACUACUACUACUACUACUACUACUACUACUACUACUACUACUACUACUACUACUACUACUACUACUACUACUACUACUACUACUACUACUACUACUACUACUACUACUACUACUACUACUACUACUACUACUACUACUACUACUACUACUACUACUACUACUACUACUACUACUACUACUACUACUACUACUACUACUACUACUACUACUACUACUACUACUACUACUACUACUACUACUACUACUACUACUACUACUACUACUACUACUACUACUACUACUACUACUACUACUACUACUACUACUACUACUACUACUACUACUACUACUACUACUACUACUACUACUACUACUACUACUACUACUACUACUACUACUACUACUACUACUACUACUACUACUACUACUACUACUACUACUACUACUACUACUACUACUACUACUACUACUACUACUACUACUACUACUACUACUACUACUACUACUACUACUACUACUACUACUACUACUACUACUACUACUACUACUACUACUACUACUACUACUACUACUACUACUACUACUACUACUACUACUACUACUACUACUACUACUACUACUACUACUACUACUACUACUACUACUACUACUACUACUACUACUACUACUACUACUACUACUACUACUACUACUACUACUACUACUACUACUACUACUACUACUACUACUACUACUACUACUACUACUACUACUACUACUACUACUACUACUACUACUACUACUACUACUACUACUACUACUACUACUACUACUACUACUACUACUACUACUACUACUACUACUACUACUACUACUACUACUACUACUACUACUACUACUACUACUACUACUACUACUACUACUACUACUACUACUACUACUACUACUACUACUACUACUACUACUACUACUACUCGCUGUUACUCCUAUAGUUUUCCGUAUCAAAUGUUCUGCCUUGAAAUUCGACGGACUAUAAAUUACUGA